Messenger RNA from Aspergillus calidoustus, 7596 nucleotides. The record is from the annotation of a GenBank genome assembly. NCBI's taxonomy places the organism in Eukaryota, Fungi, Ascomycota, Eurotiomycetes, Eurotiales, Aspergillaceae.
AUGGCAGGAACUGACAGCUCAACCCCGAUAGCAAUUAUUGGUUUGUCUGGGCGGUUUCCCGGCGAAGCCAGCAACCCUCAGAAGCUAUGGUCCGUACUUAUGAACAAACAGAGCACGAGGAGUGAGGUGCCUCCGGACCGGUUCAAUGUCAAUGCAUUCUAUCACCCUUCUGGCUCGCGCGCGGGCACCGUGAAUACGAGAUGGGGCCAUUUCAUGACGCGAGACCCUGCUGCUUUUGACGCGCCGUUUUUUUCUGUGCUUCCAGAGGAGGCGCGAGCAAUGGAUCCGCAGAGCCGUAUGGCGCUGGAAUGUGCAUUCGAGGCGUUUGAGAACGCUGGUAUGACAAUGGACGCUGUUGCAGGGACACGGACGGCAUGUUAUGUCGCGAGCUUCACGCACGACUACGCGGAGCUUCUGGCGCAGGACGGCGAAUCGCAGCCGAGAUACAAAUUCACGGGGUGUGGAGCGGGGAUGCUCGCGAACCGUAUCUCCUGGUUCUUUGACCUUCAAGCGCCCAGUGUGACGGUUGAUACUGCGUGCUCUUCGUCUCUCGUCGCGCUUCAUCUGGGCUGUCAGAGCAUCCACACAGGCGAUGCUGAUAUGGUGCUAGUCGGCGGCGCCAAUGUGAUCCUGUCCCCGCAGAUGAUGGCCAGUCAAAGUUCGCUUGGGUUUCUCAGCCCGGACGGCCGCAGCAAGGCCUUUGACGAGCAGGCAGACGGAUACGCCCGGGGUGAAGGAGUUGGUUUUCUCCUUCUCAAGCCCCUCGGGGCAGCACUUGCUGACGGAGACGCAAUUCGCGCCGUUAUCCGCGGCACCGGUGUGAAUCAGGAUGGCCGCACCGCCGGCAUCACCGUUCCUUCGGCACAGGCGCAGGAGCGAUUGAUUCGGAGCGUCUAUGACCGAGCCUGUCUCGAUCCCGUUGAGACGCCUUUUGUGGAAGCGCACGGAACAGGUACGAGGAAAGGCGAUUUGGCCGAGGCCUCAUCACUGGCGAGCGUCUUUUGCCACAGGCGGCUGCCGCAAAAUCCACUGUAUAUCGGAAGCGUCAAAACUAACAUAGGGCACCUUGAGGCUGCGGCUGGUGUUGCUCAGGUGAUAAAGACAGUUCUGGCCCUGGAGAACGGUAUUAUUCCGCCCAAUAUAUGGUUUACACGGCCAAGUACGGCGUUACCUCUUGACCGGUGGCGCCUGAAAGUCCCGGUAGAGCCGGUCUCCUGGCCAGAGGGUGAAAAGCGCAGAGCAAGUAUCAACUCCUUUGGGUAUGGCGGUACAAACGCUCACUGCGUGAUGGAGACUCUAGAAGAGUACUCAAUGGGGCAAGGUGCCGCGAAGGCUGGAACCCUGUGUCAGGAGCCACGGUGCAAUCAUGAAGCCAGGCCUAGAGAAGAAGAAGCGCCGAUGCUGAUUUUCUGGUCCUCCCAUGACAAGGGAGGCAUCUCUCGCCUGGCCGCUCAAUACGCACAGUAUCUUGAAGCGAAGGUCAAGUCCGCCACAGAUCGCAGCAGUCUGACACGACGGCUGUGUAUGACUCUCCAUUCUCGUCGUAGCGUCAUGCCAUGGAAGUCGUAUAUCGUAUCCCACUCUGCCAAUUCCAUUGUCGAAUCGUUCCGCAAUGGAGCUGCGCAACCACUUCGUUCAAGUGAACCGCCUGCGAUAGUAUUUGUCUUUACAGGCCAAGGUGCCCAGUGGCCUGGCAUGGGCCGUCAGCUCAUCCGCUAUCCUGAAUACUUAGAAUCUCUACAACUGGCUGGCAGGUUUCUACAAUGUCUGGGAUUGCAGGUGUCUGUUAUCGACGAAAUAAAGGCGACUCCAGAGCAAUCGUCCCUCGCCUCACCCGAGGUUAGUCAAACUCUUUGCACUGUCCUUCAAGUGGCCCUUGUAGACCUACUUGAGAGCUUCGGAAUUAACCCUACAGCCGUGAUUGGGCAUUCAGGGGGUGAGAUCGCCGCCGCCUAUGCCAAAGGCGCAAUAUCGCGCGAGGCCGCCUGGACAAUCGCCUUUCACCGUGGUCGCCUGUGCUCAUCCUUGCCCGACUAUGCCCCUUCAUUGCAAGGGGGGAUGCUCGUUGCUGGGCUGGGUCGGGAGGAUUGUGCAACGUACAUCGGACGCCUCACGGAAGGCGUUGCUGUUAUCGCCUGUGUUAAUAGCCCGCUAAGCUGCACAGUGGCCGGGGAUCUCAGCGCUCUUGACCAGCUGGAGGGGCUCUUGAGUGAAGCUGGAUGUUUCCACAGGCGACUACGGGUCUCUCGAGCCUACCACUCACCGCACAUGCAGGUCAUCGCCGGGGAAUGCUACAAAGCUAUAAGCAGUGCUCGGCCCUUGGCAGAUACGGAAAAGAGCCUCAAUACGACAAUGUACUCCACCGUGACCAGAGGUGUAGUCGAGUGCAGCGACCUUGGACCUGAUUAUUGGGUGUCCAACAUGAUUGAACCCGUAGAAUUUGUGGGUGCGGUCGAAUCCGUGAUACGGGACUUGGGAAAUAGAACAGCACCGACCGUUUUUGUCGAGAUUGGUCCCCAUUCUGCGCUCCAGGGUCCUCUGCGCCAGAUCCUGGACGCUGCGUCCAGUGCUGAGAGGUUUCCGUAUACUUCGCUGUUGGUCCGCGGCCGCGAUGCGCACCACACAUUGCUGGAAUCCAUGGGUUCUCUCAUCCAACACGGCUGCCACUUGAAGCUGCAUGAAAUAAACCAACUGUCAACCGAGGAAGGCUUCCUGGUCAAUCUCCCGCCAUAUCCAUGGAAUCACGAUGAGCGCAAUAGAUAUUGGGCCGAGUCUUCGGUAUCCCGUAAGAGACGUUUUCGUCAGCAUGCGCGCCACGAUCUGUGUGGGAUCAGAGUGGAAGAUGAUCUACCUGGCGAGGCUACAUGGCGAAACAUCCUGAGCCCGAGUGAGAAUCCAUGGAUCCUGGAUCAUCGCGUGCAAGGGACAAUUGUGUACCCUGCAGCGGGGAUGCUGACUGCAGUCGUUGAGGCUGUUCGAGAGUCUGUCAGAAACGUCCUAGAGAUCUCAUACUUCGAGCUGCGCGAUGUCAAAAUCUCGCGGCCUAUUGUUUUCAGCUCUGAAGAGGAUGUUGUUCAUACGCGUCUGCGGCUUCGGCAAGAGACGGGCCAGUGUCCUGGCUCCUUUGAAUUCCAACACUACUCGGAAAAGGGCGACGGCUGGGAGCUCAAUUGCAGCGGAAGCGUACUCGCUGGAACACCGUCGGACAGUCCGGAUGCCGCUCAUCGCACACGAUACGCCCACUGCAGGGCUGCGAGCUACGUUGAGACCACACCUCGCCAGGCAUACUCGCAAUGGGCCUCGGUCGGCCUCCAAUUUGGGCGCUGGUUCCAAAACCUCACUCAGCUCAGCAAGGGACCUUCAAGCGCAAUUGGAACGGUGAGAAUCCCCUCGACAACAGACUGUAUGCCAUGUGGGUUUGAACAGGAUAUGCUGGUUCACCCUGUGGUCCUGGACGCUUUGGUGCAGCUAGGCCUGAGUACGUCGAAAGAGGAAUACGAGGAGCCCCAUGAUACAAUGGUCCCAGUCGCCUUUUCACGUGUGCACAUUUCAGCGGACAUUCCGCAGGGUCCGGGCACUGAGAUGGUCGGGUACUCGGUCAUCAAUGACUCGGCUUCGGGCGUGAACGUGGCCGCAUCCGACACACAGUGGGCCCAGCCUUGGAUUAUCCUGGACGGACUCGAACUGGCAACUCUGUCGGUGAGAAGCGGUGAUGCGGUGGGGCCAACUGCUGCCAGGGUACCUCGCAAGCUUGCCGCAGCGACAGAGUGGUUGCCGAGCAUUAUCCACACACCGGGGGACAUUAUCCAGAGGGCAUGUAAUCUCCCUGGGGAAAGUAUGCAAGCAGAUCGAGCCUGCGAACUUCAGUGGGCAGCCCUAAUUUGGAUCCAGCGGAUCCUGCGAGGUUGCCCUUUGACUGACGUUUCUCCGUCUCCCCCGCAUCUGCGCAGACUGCACCACGGCAUGACCAGGCUUUAUAACUCGGCCAUACAAGGCGAUAGUUUUCCAGAGGACUCGCGUCUGAAAAUGCUACUAAGCUCUCCCCGGAAGGUUCAAGACGAGGCUCUCCAGCAGGUGGCCAACUCAUCCAUCGACGGAGAGAUCCUGGAUCAUCACUGUCGAAUGCUGGACAGAAUCCUGAGGGGAAAUAUGCACUCAAUCGAGGCACUGCUCGAAGAAAGCAGGCUCCACCGCUGGUACGCGGAGGGAAUCACAUGGCGCGCAAACCAUGACAAAGUCUCGUCGUAUCUGAGGCUGCAUGCGCGCAACAACGCGCAGGCCCAAAUCCUGGAGAUUGGAGGCGGUACUGGCGGACUGACGCUCUCUGCCCUGCGGGCCAUGACCCUCUCUGACGGCUCUGCACUUUUCGAUAGCUACUGCUUUACUGACAUCAGUGGUGGCUUUUUUGAAAAGGCCCGGAAAAAGUUUGCCGCUUGGGCCCAUUGCAUGAGCUUCGUUACCCUGAAUAUUGAGCAUGAUCUUGAGAGACAAGGGUUCGGUGAGGCACAGUUUGAUUUGAUACUGGCGGACAAUGUCCUGCAUGCCACAAAAUCAAUCCGGCACACGUUGUCUGCUGUGCGCAAACUACUUAAACCAACCGGUCGAUUAGUGCUAAGCGAGAUUACGCGCAAUAUGCCUCAUAUCACAAUGACUGUUGGUGCCCUUGAGGGCUGGUGGCUGGGUGUUGAGGAUGGGCGAGUCUGGGAGCCAACACUUUCCGUCGAGCAGUGGGAUGGAGCCCUAAGAGACACGGGAUUCAGCGGAGUCGACAUUUCCUUGCAUGACAGGCCCAAGGGCGAUCAUAUAAUGACGGGGAUGGUUGCUACCGCACGGCAACUUGGCUUGACGCCUCCACCAACACCAGCCGUCAUCAUCAUCCAUAUGCAUAACCUCACUCCCAGGGUCCGUACCUUUGUUACAGGGUGCAUCACACAGCUGCGGGCGUUAGGAAUGGACGUGGCUGUCGAGAGUCUGGGCAGCAGCUCAGCUCAUGAUAACCUACACGACAAGACGGUUGUGCUAUUGCUCGAUGCAGAUCCUGAGCAGAGAGAUCUAGCCACCAUCAACGAGACGGAGUGGACAGCUCUAAAGCAUACUCUAUUGAGUUGCGCCGAUGCAGUAUGGAUCACUCGAGGCGCCAAUGCAGAUGGCUGGAACCCAUGGGCCAGCAUGGCACAGGGCUUAGUCCGCUCCCUGCGUGCCGAGAAUCCCGCAACCGCUAUAACGAUGGUGGAUAUCGCCUGUGAGCAGGACCUUGACAGCGCUACCACCAUCUCCUCGAUCACCAGGCUCGCCCUUGCCGGACGCCGAGCGAAAAUUACGCACGAGUCGCAUGACUGGGAGUAUUGCAUCCGGGGCCGCGAAAUCCUCAUUCCGCGCGUAAUGACGGAGGAUGGAGUGAAUGGCGCAGUUUUUAAAUCUGUCAAGUCUGAAACUGAACAAAUUCCCUUUGGGCAGCCCGGCACAUCAGUGGCACUGACCACCAUUGAGCCAUUGCGUUUCGUCCAGGAUCCGGCCUACUGGCUGGAGCCUCUCGGCAAAGACGAAGCCGAGGUCGCCACCAGAGCUACUCAUCUUGUUUCUUCCCAAGGCCAGAAUAACAGCAGUCACGGUCUUGUCACUGUCUGUGGAACUGUGACACGACUCGGCACAGCUUGUCAUUCUGAAUUGAGCGUUGGAGAUCGCGUUAUGACCAUUCAGCGAGGUGCCAUCAGAAACCUCUAUCGAUGCCCCCUGACUCUAUGCCACAGAAUUCCCGAAAAGCUGGGAGACUUUGGCGUGGCUGUCCGAGUUCUCUGGGCCUAUACGACGGCGUUCUACUGCUUGGUUCACAAAGCAUCACUGAAGGCGGGAGAGGCGGUCUUGAUUGAUUGUGCGAGUAAUACACUGCAAGAAUCGUUGAUCAGGCUGGCACAACACGCGCGCGCCGAGGUAUUUUUGCUGGUCUCUUCGGAGGCUAGAAAAAACCAGCUGGCCAGCACCUUCCUGGUUCCGCCCGAUCAUAUCCUCAGUACCGGCGGCGAGGGCUUGCAAGGCCUGGAUAUGGGCCGUCGGUUUGACUUGAUUCUCUUGGAUGCUGCUCCUACCAACCUCCUUCAGCAGUACCUGGCUCCUGGAGCCCGUCUGGUCUUGGUUCAACAUCAAGGUAGGACCCAGCACUCAUCCUUUCAUGGCUCCAAUGGCAGUGUUGACAGACACGAAUCCUGGUUUCUAGACAGCAAGGGGACUCGGCUUCGACUGCCAAUACCAGGCGACGCCCGUAUGUAUACCAUCGCCCCUGACACGCUCUCCCACGAGGACCGGACAAUCGUUGCACAGAUUUUAAGGCAUGUCACCGAGUUGGUCCGGAGUCAGGAAAUUCACGCCGACUCCGGGGGCGCAAAACCAGGCUGCAGCAGAAGUGAAGAGUCCCUCCAUAUCACCAACUGUGUUGAAGGGGCACCGAACCAACUAGUAGUGGAAGCGCACGGACGCGCGCUUGUGCCGGACUUCCAUAACAAGGUCAUCAAAUCCCGGCCCACCGCUCAUUUACUUCCCAACGCGACCUACAUCAUCGCUGGCGGCUCUGGGGGUCUAGGGGCCUCUCUAGCCCGUUGGAUGUGCCAUCGAGGCGCCCGGCACAUUGUCAUUUUAUCUCGUCAAGCAGAUACGAGGCCAGGUGUAGCCAAGUUGAUCGAAGAUCUCGCCGUGAACGGAGUAAAGGUAGCAGCGGUCCCCUGCGAUAUCACCGACAGCCAGCAGGACUCUGUCUUUCACAAUAUGAGUUUUGGAGCCUGGAACCGGGCAAUCCACCCCAAGGUCAUGGGGAGCUGGAAUCUCCAUACCCACUGCCCAAGCGAGGUUGAUUUCUUCAUCCUCUUGUCGUCAUUUGUCGGCACAGUCGGCUUACGCGGACAGGCCAAUUAUGCCGCCGGUAACUCGUUCCAGGAUGCACUCGCCCACCACCGCCGGUCGCGUGGACAGGCCGGCGUAUCUCUCAGCCUCGGAUUCAUUGACGGAGCGGGCUUCAUCGCGCAGAGCUCAGGGCGCGUUGCAGAGAACGUCUCCAAAUUCAACUUCCUGCACAUCCAGCAAUCUGAAUUCCUACAGCUCGUUGAGCUCGCGGUGACGAGCCCAGACCGUCUGCCAGCUCAGGUCAUCACGGGCUGCGGCACAGGUGGGAUGGUAGCCGCACGGGAGGGCGACCCCGGCGACGUCUACUGGUUGCGUGAUCCUCGAUUCCAAUUGCUUGCCCAGGUGGACUUGCACCAUUUUCAGAGGAUGAAUUCCGAGCCCGCUGCCGAGGGCUUCUCCCUCGGUGCGUUACUCGCCGCGGCCGAAACGGUGGGGGCUGCAGCAACGGCAGUGCUCGACGCGCUGUGUCGCAAACUCGCGACGGCAGCGUCUAUCGAAGCUGGGGAUAUUGAUACCUCGCGGCAGCUAAGCAGCUAUGGGGUGGAUAGCUUGCUGGCGGUCGAUCUGCGCGCCUAUCUUGCCACCGAGGCUCGGCUUGACAUUUCGGUGUUUGAGCUGAUGCGUAGUAGACCGAUGAGAGAGCUUGCUCGAGACUUGGCCUUGCGGUCGAAGUACUUUAGAUCAAGCCACGUAGCUACGUAA